AUGCAUCCAGGAUCCAUGGAUCUGGACGGGAAGGGCAUGUUGCCGACGGCCAUGGUGAGACGGUUUAGCACGGCAUCUGUGAAGGCAACGCCAACAGCAGAGCCAGAAGAUGAACUGGACAGACGGAGACCGCAGCUGAAAAAGUCGAAAUCCUGGGCCGAUGGUCUGGCGCCUCCGCCUCCUCCAGUGCCGAAGCUCGCCAUACCAAUUCGUCCGAAGUCCAGCAGCUCUCGGAGAAUAGAGCCUUCGCAGGAUGCUUUCAUCAACAGCGACGAUCCUGCAGGUGAUUCAUCACCUAAAGCUAAGGAAAAAACCAAAAAAAGUAUGCUGCCGUCCUGGAUGAGACAUUUGAUUGACAAGGCAAAUGACAUCAUGCGCCCUGCAGCCAAAGAGUACUUCCGGGACACAACAGACUACACAAAGAGACUUGGUCUCGAUCGAUCCGAAGUUGAGGGCCUCAUGCAGUCUGGCAUGCAGGCCCGGCGGAACUCGCUAACUCCAGCAGCGCGCCUGCCUCGCAGCCGAACGGUGGCCUCCUUCGAUUCGCAGGAAUCCUUGCCGCCUUCGCGCCAAGCUGUCGACAUGCCUUCGGAUCAGAAGGUUCGCAGGGACUCCCAUGUCGGAGCAUCAAGUCGCCGAAUGUCGUCAACACCGGCGCCACGAAUCAUUCGCAGCCGCACAGUGGCAUCACUGGCGACUCUGGAUUCUCAGGAUCUCAAGAGCCUGCAGAAGGACGCCCGGCGCGUUCGUCGCCAGCGCGGAGGUUCCGACAGAUA
This is a messenger RNA of Symbiodinium sp. CCMP2456, 776 nucleotides long. The record is from the annotation of a GenBank genome assembly. Lineage: Eukaryota; Dinophyceae; Suessiales; Symbiodiniaceae.